AUGCCUGCGUUGGUCCUCAUUCGUGUGCGCAUUCAGGACCUUUAUACCCUGCGAAACGCCAUUUACAAGUCCCUCAGCGUUCUUGAGAAGGGCUACAAUGGAACUUACGUGGGCAUUUCCAACGAUGCUGAAAGAGUGCCGCCCUGUGAAAGCCAACCCUUGCUCAACUUUGGCAUGGGCCUCUUCUACUUCACAAAUGAGGCCGACGCUAGACGCUUCAUCUACAGCGACCAGGGUUUCUUGGAGAGUGAUUUCCUCGAGUGCUCGGACAUGAUGAUAAUACCCAUGGCUAAACCGAUGCACCUAAAUACAAGUAAGUGGCGGUUGAUAAGGUGUGUCCAGUUUUUGAGAACUGCCCGAACAAUCGGGCAAAAGUUAGUAGGAAGAAUUCGAGCAGUUUUAAAACUCUAUGGAAAUUUGUUUUUAGUUUGCUUAAAACAUAAGUUUGCUGUGAAACGUGUUCUCGGGAGUUUUAAUGUAAUUUUACCUAACAGAGAGAAAGCACUGCGGCCUUAG
Molecule: messenger RNA, 516 nt
Organism: Dibothriocephalus latus
Lineage: Eukaryota; Metazoa; Platyhelminthes; Cestoda; Diphyllobothriidea; Diphyllobothriidae
Source: the annotation of a GenBank genome assembly